Messenger RNA from Sinocyclocheilus grahami, 825 nucleotides. RefSeq names its product leucine rich repeat containing 18b (gene lrrc18b). Gene Ontology annotation, cellular component: cytoplasm. Gene Ontology annotation, molecular function: protein binding. The record is from RefSeq and is a predicted model, not a curated record. Lineage: Eukaryota; Metazoa; Chordata; Actinopteri; Cypriniformes; Cyprinidae. The coding region runs from base 1 to 768 and encodes 255 amino acids. The transcript has a single exon.
AUGGUGAAAGGGAAGAAGAAAUCAAAUGAACCAUCCGGUAGAAAAAUCACACUCAAGAUGGCCAAGAACGCUCUGAAGGUGACCGUAGAUGGUAAGCGUCGCCUCGACCUCAGUAACAUGGCGAUCGCCACAUUUCCAAAGUGCAUCCUGAAGCUCUGCGACGUAGAGGAGCUGGACCUCAGCCGCAACCUUCUCAAGAAAAUCCCAGACACCAUCGACAAGUUUGUGAACCUCCGCUCGCUCGACCUGCACAGCAACCAUCUGGAGCAGGUUCCUGCAGCAAUCGGCCGUCUGCAUAACCUCCACAGCCUCAACCUGUGCAACAACCAUCUGACUACCUCUGGCCUGCCGCAUGAGCUAGGGCUCCUGAGGAACCUACGUAUCCUCAACCUGGGAAUGAACCGCAUCGAGACUCUACCUCCACCUGUGGCUGGUCUCAAAGAGCUUCAGGAACUGGGGCUCUUCAACAACCUCCUGACACAUUUGCCCAAGUGCAUCCAAAACCUCCCAAAGCUGCAAAGGCUGAACUUCAAAGCCAACCCCAUCCCUCCGGACGAGCCUCCAGAGGUGGACCGCAUCCAGAGAGUGGAGUGUCUGUAUCUAGUUCGGGAAGACUGCUUGUGUACCGACUGCCUCAAGAGGUGUAAGGAGGAAAGAGAGAAGCUAGACAGUCGAAUGAGUACCGCUUCUACACUCAAGAAGUCCAUCUUUGCUGGGCUCAUAACGCCAAACUCUGUAGCACAGGAGAACCAGGCUAUAUGGAGGUGAACGUGUAGACUAGUCUAAAGUGCCGAAUAAAUCCCGUCAAUCCCACAAAUAUUCCAA